CAACUAUGUCGCCUAGAACGCCGCCGGUUGGGUUGCCCGCGAUGUUCUUUGUUUCGCUGGGGAAGUUCUGCCUCAACAGGGAAAGGACAAUUACAAUAAUAAUGCCACAGCACAGCAAGAGAUGUCGCUCUCAAGUAAAGUAGCAUACGCAGUACAGUAACUAGUAAAAUACCCACUCGCACGUCAUCAUGAUGUCUUGGAUAUGCGGGUGGUAGUACUGUACAUGUAGUUACUGUACGAUAUGUACGUGACUAGGGGAAUUUCUCACAACCUCCGCCCGGACUCUGUACCGGACUUGACUCUGUACAUGGACUGUACAUACAUACAAGUGAUGAAUGAGAGAAGCCACCAAGUAACUAUACCUACAUCCAUUUGCGUCGCAAUUGUGCGGAAUACCAUCCUCUGUUCUGUCAACAAUACUGCUGUUAGAUUAGAUGAGAGAAAAUCUUAUAUUAAAAGGGAAUAUAUGAUGCAUAGGGAGUGAAAAUAAACAGGGGAGGGAUGUAUGUACAUGUACUUCUAGGGUCCUCUGCCCUGUUUUCUAGCUACUUUAUUUGCCCGGGGGACGGGGGGAUUUAAAACAUCUAGAGUGGGAAAGUGACUAUAUGGGGAUCAGGUGGAUGCAACGCUCAGGCGAAAAACGGGAAACUCAAUCCCCAGUGAAGGCAAAAGAAGAUACGAAAAGAGAUCGGACUAUAAAUAAAUCCAGGAGUACCUGCUGCGGGAUGUGUCCAGUCAGAUUCGGUCCCUAGUUUUGUCACGAUCUUCGCCUUGUUCCCGGAUUCGGAGAAGGUAAAAAAGGACGCCUACAACAUCCGAGCUAAGACCAAAAGAGAUACAUACCAUCAAUCCCCCAUCCUAUAUCUAUAGUCCUUUCCAAGGCUCCCAUUUUUUCAUUUUAAACUUUGAGAAAUAAAAUAUACUUUACGACCUGUGAUACCUGACUCAUCGUUAUCGUCCCAUACAUCAUUUAUAGAUAUAGAUAUAUCCUACAUCUCUCCUAUCCAUCUGCUAGAAAAGCUCGUAUUUUGCAACGAGCAAACCGAGCAAAUCAACCACAUACCUACCUAUCCUCAAGAUGGGAAGCUACGGGGAACCAAUCCAUGAAGAAUUCCACUCCAGGUCUAGGGUAUUGGACCCAAAAUCACAACCAAAGCCAUGGAGGGAAACACCCCUGAUUGAAUCCGAGCCACUGUCAAAGCUGGCAGGAUGCCGCAUAUUCCUCAAGCUCGAAAACAUGCAGCCAGGCGGUUCCUUCAAAUCACGCGCAAUGGGCAACCUAAUCCUCCAUCACCUCUCGCGCCCCGCCAACCAGAACAAAAACCUCCACUUCUUCAUCCCCUCCGGCGGAAACGCGGGCAUCGCCGCGGUCACCGCCGCCCGCGCCCUCGGGUAUCCUUGCACAGUCGUCGUCCCCGUCUACACUAAGCAAAUGAUGCUGCAGCGCCUGCAGGCCGCGGGCGCCAUUACCGUACCGCACGGCGAUACCAUCGACGCCGCCGCGACGUACAUGCGCAAUGUGCUCAUGGGCCAGAUGCGCGGUGCUAUCGGCGAUGACGGGCGCGAGGUUGUGGCGGUUGAGUUGCAUCCGUUUGACCAUGAGGCGGCGUGGGAGGGGGUGAGUUCGCUGGUGGAGGAGUUGGCGGCGCAGAUGCCGCCGGAGGACGACGGGGAUGCGGUGGGCGGCGGCGGACGGCCCUUCCCCGUCGACGGGAUUGUAUGCAGUGUUGGUGGGGGCGGGUUGAUGAAUGGCAUCAUGCUGGGGAUUGAGCGGGAGUUGCGCCGGGCGGAGGAUCGCGGCGUUGUCGAUCCCAGUCGUGGGAAGGACGUGCAUAUCCUCGCGCUGGAGACGAGGGGGGCUGAGUCCCUUGCGAAAGCGGUCGAGAAGCGCUCGCUCGUUACCUUGCCGGCUGUUUCCUCCCAGGCCACGUCGCUGGCGGCUAUCCAGGUUGCGGAGCGAACGUUAAAGAAUGUCCUGUACCCGCCUGAGGGGAUGAAAGCGCACAGCUUUGUUAUGGAUGAUGCGGACGCGGCGAGAGGGGUUUUGAGACUUGUUGAUGAGCAUCGUUUGCUGGUUGAGCUGGCUUGUGGGUUGUGUGUGGAGGGCAUUGUGCCGGUUGCGACAAAUCAGGGGGUGAAUGGUCAUGCCAAUGGAGGACCUGUGGGUGGUGGUGCUCUAUCAUCUAAACUCGCGCAGGUUAUUCCGGGAUUCGGGCCUGAGAGCCGUGUCGUUGUCAUUGUUUGCGGGGGAAGUAAUAUUACCGUUGAGGUGGCCGCAGAAUAUAGGGAGCGGCUGAAUAAUGGAUGGGGGUCGGGGAGUGGGUGAAUUAACUUUUUUUCCCCGUCUCUUUUCUUUUGCUUUUUUGAAUGUAAAGGUCUUAGCACUGGGAACUAGGCAUCAGGGAGUAUAAACGGCGUAUCUGUUUUGCUUUGGCUUUACGUUUUAGUUCAGAGAAGCAAAUCGAGUGCCACUCUUUUGGGCAGAGAGCCCCCAGGAUAGAAUACAGAAAUGUUGCAAAUAACCCAGGCCUCGGCCCAAUGUGAAUGAGCCAGUUUAUUUAAUUUGAUUUUUCAUAUCUCCCUGUCAUAAUAUGUCAUUUUGUUCGCAUACCUGAGUUGCAAUGUAGUGGGAUCGCUUAUUGACAACAGUCGUUAUCGAAAACAAACCUAGCUUCCCUGGACACAUCCAGAUGUAUGUCAAAUAUCCGAAGGCUGCAUCCUACAACAGAGUCAUCUCAAGCGACUGCCACAGACUCCCCAUCCAGCAUGCGAAUGCGAUAAUCCCAAUAAUUCUUGCGGAUCGGGUCAUACUUAUCCUUCAAUAGUGUAAGCAUCCUAACCGCUUCGGCCUUCCUCGCCUUCUCUUCCUCCGCGUCCUUUUCUUCCGCUUCCUCGACAUAUACAUCCGCCAACCACUCCACAGCUAAACUGCUCUUAACCUGACACUUAACAACAGACCCCUCGCUAUCUACCUCUUCCAAAAUAAACUUCGCCGCAAACCCCUUAAGCUCCGCUAACGGCCUACCAGCAGCCCGCAACACUCCACGUGCAUAGGCCCAGGGGCUCUUGUUUUCUGGCGCAAGAAGGAUUUUGUCCUUGGCAUACUCGAGUUCAGCGUCGAUGAGCUCUUCAUCCACCACGUCGAGGCUUCCCUUGGGGCCGUGCUUGUCGACGACACCUACUGGCAUGCCGCUAUCGACGUCGCCCCGCGGACCGAAUUUUAGGGUCCACCGGUGGUUCCAAGCAGAGUUGUUGCGAACGUCUUGGUCGAUCAGUGUUUCGACGUCCGCAAGUUCCUGCGGGUGGUCCCAGAGUUUGAAGUGGCGGACAAGCCAGUGGCGGUAUGUCCAGACAUGGUAGUUUUUAGAGUCCAAGGCGAACACCUGCAUGAGGAAUUGCUGUUCGGUACCUGGGAGCGUCGGAAAUGCUUCCAAGUUGGACAUGAUAAGUUGGCGGUGGUGCCUGGUAUUGCAUAUUAGCAGGCUUAUCAAAGCAGGGGACAGUGAGAAUAUUAUUUGAUUGCUCCCGCUUACCAUAUUUGAUAAUUCUUUAAACACUGUAAUGCGAGUUUAUUAACCCACUCAAUCUCCUCAUUGAGAUCCUUCUUCAACGCCACGAGAAUCUGAGCUCUAUAUAACCUGGACCAUGAAGAAAGGGGGAGAGGAGAGAUCCCCAUUCCUGUCAGCAACAGCCCGACCCAAAUCAAAAUCGGAAACACCCCAGUUUCACAACAUAGACAUAGAUGACAUAAUAUAAUACUCACCAGACGGUAUAAUGCGCCGGAUUCAUCAAAAUCACAUCCCCCGUCAACUCCAGCGCCCGCUCGGACAUCUCAUUUGCCGCCAUAACCGCCCUCAGGUACGAGGUUGCCUCUUCGUACUCGGGCGCGUAGGCAAUUGUGGCGAGCGGGUACGUCCCAUUCCCACUCACGCCUUUUCCUUGCCGCUCUGGGUCAUUAUUGUCAUAGUAAGUUGACCCAUCGUCGAGCGGGAUCGGGGUUAUAGAAGCCCAGGUUGGGGUGGAAUAUUUGCUCAUUUUGCGCGCUGUUUGGUGGUCUUGCUUCGCGAGAUGCAAGGACUUAUAUAUGUUGUUUGAUUGGAUUUGAUGGAUAAACUAGAGAGUAAGAAUUGGAAGGUCGUAGAGGAAUAAGUCAAAUGGGAGGAGAGUUGAUAGAUGAAUUGAGCCUCACAGUCUCCUUUGCGCAGAACAAUGGAAGAACUUCAAACCACGCUGAUAGCCCCGCACGACCUGGAGGAGUACUGGUAUCUCAUGUGGGAGUUUUGAAUCCGGCAAACCGAAGCUGUUAUAUAUGGUAUUUCAAAACAGCAGCAAAGCGUGUUGGUCCACGAUUGUGCUCCUCCAGUCUCCAGAUAUCUUGAUGGCAGACAAAAGCAGGUAGUCAGUCUUCUGAGCUUUAUCAGAGUUUCAGCCUCAAAAUUAAUGAAGAAUGGAAAAGAAAAGGUGACUUUUCCAAACACUCAGUAUUGUAGGACAAGAACAAUAGAAUAGAAUAGAGGUGCUUGUAUCUGGAGCCUUGUCCAGUAAUGAGAUCAAUAGACAAUGCACAACAAUCGAAAGCUUGAUAUUCACGUCG
Blastomyces dermatitidis ER-3 is the source of this 4594-nucleotide messenger RNA. Its product is annotated as threonine dehydratase. The record is from RefSeq and is a predicted model, not a curated record. The transcript has 3 exons. NCBI's taxonomy places the organism in Eukaryota, Fungi, Ascomycota, Eurotiomycetes, Onygenales, Ajellomycetaceae. The coding region runs from base 1079 to 2326 and encodes 415 amino acids. Gene Ontology annotation, biological process: L-serine catabolic process; L-threonine catabolic process. Gene Ontology annotation, molecular function: pyridoxal phosphate binding; L-serine ammonia-lyase activity; threonine deaminase activity.